AUGGCUUCCAUGAGAUAUCUGGCAAUCGGAAACUCCAUUUGUCCAGCCACAGUGGAGGUUUCAGAUAAGUCAGGUUGUGUAUUAGAUGGGUUUUCCUUUAGGAGUAGCAACUUUACUAGGAAGCGCAAUGUUCGAGACUUGAGGGUCAUGAGUGUUUUAACUCAUCGGUUGCCGGAAAUAGACGUUGCUCCUCCAUCAUCAAGGGAAAAACAAAGUGAUCAUGGCAACUGGAAUCAUGUUGCAUGGACAAGUGUGAGACAGGAAAGAUGGGAAGGAGAGCUGGCUGUAGAAGGAGAAAUACCACUGUGGUUGAGUGGAACGUACCUAAGAAAUGGUCCAGGCUUGUGGCACAUAGGGGACUACAACUUCCGCCACCUAUUUGAUGGCUACGCCACUCUAGUCAAGCUCUACUUUGAAAACGGUCGAUUAAUCGCCGGCCAUCGCCAAAUUGAGUCAGAGGCCUAUAAGGCUGCAAAGAAGAACAAAAAAUUAUGUUACCGUGAAUUCUCUGAGGUUCCUAAACCUGACAAUUUCCUUUCCUAUGUUGGUGAGCUUGCAAAUUUAUUCUCAGGUGCAUCACUAACCGAUAAUGCAAACACUGGGGUUGUCAAACUCGGUGAUGGUCGUGUGGUUUGUCUAACGGAGACACAAAAAGGGUCAAUAGUCAUAGACCCCGACACAUUGGACACAUUGGGGAAAUUUGAGUACAGUGACACAUUAGGUGGUCUAAUUCACUCAGCACACCCUAUUGUGACUGACACAGAAUUCUUGACUUUGUUACCUGAUUUGGUGAUUCCGGGGUACUUGGUGGUGAGGAUGGAGCCGGGGACUAAUGAGCGGAAGGUGAUCGGGCGGGUGGAUUGCCGUGGUGGUCCGGCAGCAGGGUGGGUUCACUCUUUCCCGGUGACUGAGCACUAUGUUAUUGUGCCUGAGAUGCCACUAAGGUAUUGUGCCCGAAAUUUGCUCAAGGCCGAGCCCACUCCACUAUACAAGUUUGAAUGGCACCCUGAUUCUAAAGCGUUUAUGCAUGUCAUGUGUAAAGCUAGUGGCAAAAUUGUUGCUAGUGUGGAAGUGCCAUUAUAUGUAACAUUCCACUUCAUUAAUGCGUAUGAAGAGGAGGAUGAAGAUGGGAGGGUGACUGCGAUAAUUGCAGAUUGUUGUGAACACAAUGCUGACGCAGCGAUUCUGGAGAAGCUCAGGUUGCAAAAUCUCCGAUCAUUCAAUGGGGAAGAUGUCUUACCAGAUGCUAGGGUUGGACGGUUCAUCAUACCCUUUGAUGGGAGUUCACAUGGGAAAUUAGAGGCAGCGUUGGAUCCAAAUGAACAUGGGAGAGGCAUGGACAUGUGUAGCAUCAACCCAAAAUAUCUAGGCAAAAAAUACAGAUAUGCUUAUGCUUGCGGAGCCCAUCGCCCAUGCAAUUUCCCCAACACCAUCACCAAGCUUGAUUUAUUUGGAAAGAAGGCUAAGAAUUGGUAUGAGGAGGGAGCUGUGCCCUCUGAACCAUUCUUUGUGCCUAGGCCAGGGGCAACAGAGGAAGACGACGGUGUUGUAAUCUCUAUGAUUAGUCAGAAAAAUGGGGAGGGAUAUGCAUUAUUAUUGGAUGGAUCCAGCUUCAAAGAGAUUGCCAGAGCAAAGUUCCCAUAUGGUCUUCCAUACGGCUUGCACGGUUGCUGGGUUCCAAAGAAGUGA
This is a messenger RNA of Quercus lobata, 1689 nucleotides long. It is a transcript of the gene CCD8, whose product is annotated as carotenoid cleavage dioxygenase 8. Gene Ontology annotation, molecular function: carotenoid dioxygenase activity. Gene Ontology annotation, biological process: carotene catabolic process. The record is from RefSeq and is a predicted model, not a curated record. The transcript is spliced from 6 exons. The coding region runs from base 1 to 1689 and encodes 562 amino acids. NCBI's taxonomy places the organism in Eukaryota, Viridiplantae, Streptophyta, Magnoliopsida, Fagales, Fagaceae. Gene Ontology annotation, cellular component: chloroplast.